This is a messenger RNA of Vespa mandarinia (Asian giant hornet), 5201 nucleotides long. RefSeq names its product asparagine--tRNA ligase, mitochondrial (gene AsnRS-m). Gene Ontology annotation, cellular component: mitochondrion. Gene Ontology annotation, molecular function: asparagine-tRNA ligase activity; ATP binding; nucleic acid binding. Gene Ontology annotation, biological process: asparaginyl-tRNA aminoacylation. The record is from RefSeq and is a predicted model, not a curated record. Lineage: Eukaryota; Metazoa; Arthropoda; Insecta; Hymenoptera; Vespidae.
UCAUAUCAUCGUUACAAAAAGGACUGUUAAAACAAUUAAUAAUUUUGUUACUAAUGGAAAAUUCCACAAUUUUAUAUUUACAGCUCCAUCUGGUAUCUAUUGUUUAGGAAUUAUUCGUUACUAAAUUGUCAUAAGACUCCAUCUUGUACUUGCAAAGAUCUCCUUAAGCGUAAUGCACGUAAUUUUUCAAGAAUUUUAGAUAUCAUUUUGGAGAAACCUGUGGGAAAGAGUACAAAAGUACAGCAUUUUUAUUCAGGGAUGGGUAUACGCGAUCAGGAAAAUGAAAAAUUAUAUUUUCUUUGAUGUUAAUGAUGGAUCAACCAAUGAAAUGCUCCAGGUUGUUAUACCUAAAUCUUCUAAGCCAAUUGAUUUAACUUAUGGUAGUAGUAUUAAUGCAGAAGGUAUAUUGACUUUAACACCUAAUGGUAGAUUGGAAUUACAAGUAAAUGAGACACACGUUAUUGGUACAUGUGAUGUUACUAAAGGAUAUCCAUUACAACCAAAGAAACCUUAUGAUGCAGAAUAUUUAAGACAAUAUUUACACUUAAGGCCAAGAGCACAGAAGUUCAGUAGUUUAUUACGAUUACGUGAUAUAGCUACUGCAAAUAUUAAUAAUCAUUUUAGAAGUAGAAAUUUUAUACAUAUUCACACGCCAAUAAUAACUUCCAAUGAUUGUGAAGGUGCAGGUGAAGUUUUUAUUGUAAGGCCUGAUUGCAAAGUUCUUGAGAGUAUGAAGAAAGAUGGUAUGUCAUUAGAUGAAAUUUAUUUCAAUUCUAAAGUAUAUUUAACUGUAUCUGGACAAUUACAGUUAGAAGUUCUUGCAAGGACUCUUUCAAAAGUAUAUACUUUUGGACCUACAUUUAGAGCUGAAAAUUCAAAGUCAAGAUUGCAUUUAUCAGAAUUUUAUAUGGUAGAAGCUGAAAAAGCAUUUGUUUCAAAUAUUGAAGAAAUAGCAGAAGAAGUUGAACUUUUAGUGAAAACUGUAACUAAAGAUAUGCUUGAUCAUAAUCCCCUUGAUUUCCAUCAUAUAGGUGCCACUGAACCACAGUGGUUAAAUAGCAAAUUUGGAUACAUGACUUAUGAUGAAGCAAUAAAUAUUUUAAAUGAUCAUGCAGUUGAAUUACAGCAUCCUAUCAAAUAUGGAGAUGUGUUAUCCAAGAAACAUGAACUUUUUUUAGUAAAAUAUAAUAAUAAUGUUCCUCUUUUUGUUAUAAACUGGCCAAAAGAGGAUAAACCUUUUUAUAUGAAAGAAUGUUCAAAUGAUUCUUCUAAGGUUGCAGGACUGGAUCUUUUAGUACCAAUUGUUGGAGAAUUAGUUGGAGGAAGCAUUCGCGAAGAUAAUUAUGAAAAGUUGAAGUUAAAAUUACCUUCUAAUCAUAAUUUAUCAUGGUAUUUAGAAUUACGUAAAUACGGCAAUGUAUCUACUGGUGGUUUUGGGAUGGGUUUUGAAAGAUUUCUGCAAUGUGUCUUGGGAAUAACAAAUAUUAAGGAUACAAUUCCUUUUCCAAGAUGGCCACAUAAUUGCAGUUUAUGAAUAAAAGUUGCAGGAUUGUUGUUGGUUUACUUCUCACAUAAUAGGACUGCUUUCCAUAUAAGUGGAAAGCAAUUUUAGAUGCAAGAAUUAUAAGUAAAACAAAAAUGAUAAAAAUACUUUAAUGGAUGAAAACGAAUAAUCGUAUUAACGGACAACAUUCAAUGAUGCAUUACAAAAAUGAUAAUUUUACAUAAUUUUUUUAUUAUCAAUAAUUUUAUACAAAAUCUUUAUUUAUUUUAGGUUCUCUCGUAAAUCAUUACCAUAUUAGUUUUUUUUUUCUUUUUUUUUUUUUUUCUUCAAACAUCGUUAGUAAAAUUUGUCGAUAAUACUCAAUUUCUUUUGCAAUAUAUGAUAUAACAAGUUUGAAAUAAGUAUUUCUAAACAGAAAAAAAUCUAGGAUGGAAAAUGUGAUGAGAUUUAACAAGUCAUCUUUAUUUUUAAAAAAUUCUUUAUUGAAUAUUGAGAUAGAUUUUCAACUAAGUUAGACUAAUUUUUUAGCAUUUUUUUUUUUUUUAUUUCUCCAAGUACUCCUAGAUAUGGCUAAAAAUCCAAAUCACUAAUUAAUUACGCUGCAACUGUUAUCAUUAUAAAGGAUAUUAUAGAGGUUACUAUAGGAUAAUAAGUAACGAAAGAGGAAGUCAAAACCCGAAUAAUCAACAAGUCUUCUUUUAUACAACAAAAUAAUGACUCUAGUACUAAUUUUUGUGUCUUACCUAAUCUCAUCGUGAUCAUAUCAUUGUUGAAAGUAUGUACAAUGCAACAGACAAUCACAUAUCACACAAUUUGUACAUUUUUAACAAUUGAUUCGGGCAAAUUCGAUUCUUUAUAAAUAAUCCUGUUAGGUGCAAUGAUUUUUGUGUAUAGUUCCACGAAGCACCUCUUAAACGAACAGUAAUUUUAUAAAUUAACCUAUGCAGAAUUAGUAGUUUACAAAGUACAAACGGUACGAAAUUCUCAAUAAGUCUUGUGCAGACCAUCGUAAAUCUUCAUGACAUUUCUAACUUUGUUGACAUGUCACGAAUUGUGAUUGCACUCAAUACUAUUAGGAAUGCUACAUCACCUUAUUACUUCACUUCAAUCAUUUCACUUGCAUCAUACACAUGCAACUUUUCUUUCACACUACAUAUAACGGCAAAUAUUCAUACAUACAUUCACACUUGCACAUAUUACAAAGUAUUCUUAACUCUUACGACGUGAUGUUUUUUACUUCGUAGUCGACAGUGAUAAAUGAAAUAUUAUCGUGUAUCAUGAUACACGUAUUAAAAUUUUUACCUAAAAUUUUGAAAUGAAGGAAAAAAAAAAAGAAAAAUAUAUAAAUAACAAUGUCAAGGUAUGGCUAUUAUUGUACGCACGAUAUCAAAAUAUUUAAAUAAACAUUUCACAUCAUGUCGUACGAGCCGCACAAAAGGUGAUAUACAAUAUACGAACUUAAUGUAAAAAGGUGUUAUGAAUAAAUCAAACUCCUUCGCGAACACAUACUUCACACAAACCACUAGGGUGUCCACAGAUUCGCGUAAAAUAUUUUACAGUUACUAUUUACAUUAUUGAACAGAGUCCAGAUAAUUCUUGUCCCUUUUCUACGGGAGGUAAGGUAGAUAAUUUUCUACCUAGCAAAGUGGGUUUGAUAGAAGCAGGCACUAAAGGCUCUGUAUGUUCUUCAAUUUGUGGCUCUACAAUUUGUUUCUCCUUUGGUUCUUCAGGUUCCUUGCUAGUAUUCAAGGGCUUCGUAAUAUUAAUUUUAAUACGGGAUGGGGCUGUUGGUAAUGUCGCUGGGGUAGAAUCCAAUUCCACAUUUCCAUCAAUAGAACUUUUCACAGCUGCAUAUGUUGUAUCUACUGUUGCGUGCUCACUUACUAUACUCUCUUCUGGAUCUAGUAAAACAAUCUCGUUAAAGACUCGAUAAAAAUAAUAAAUACAAAUUUCAUUAAAAAAAAAACUAAUGUUUUUAGCUAAAGUACCAUUUUUAGAAACAAUCAAGUACAAUCUAUAUACAAAUUUAAAUCCUAUUUUUUUUUAUGUAUGGUAAAUGAAUUGAUAAUCCUUUCGAUAUUAAAUAAUACGUACCUGGCUCAGGUUCUGUAGGUUCUUCUUUAAUAUCUACAUUAGUAAAGUCAAAUUGUUCUUCUAUUUGUUCCUCGAUUUCAUCUAAAGGUUCUUCUUUGAUUUUUAUAUUUUCGAACGAAUUACUUUCGACUACUUCACUUUGAGAUUUUUCUUCGUCCGUUCGUAAAUGUAUAUCUAUUUUUUCUAAUUCUUCUAUGUUUAAUUUGUCAUUGUCUGUAUUUUCGAUCUUUUCAUCUUCUAUUUUUUCAUCUUGCUGUUGAUUUUCUAUAUUUUCUAAACUCAGGUGAUCUUCUGAAUCUUCAAUUUCAGGAGUUUUUUGUUCUUCUGUAAGCACUAUAUCCUCUCGUUCAGCAAUCGAUUGUUCAACAAUGUCACUUUCUACUUUUGAAUCUUGAAUUUUAAUUUCUUCUACAAUAGAUUCUUCUAUACCACUUUUCUUUUCAUCUUCCAUUUCUCCGAUCGUUUCCUCAAGUGCCAAAGCAGUUUUUUCCAGAGCUCUCUAAAGUUAUGAAACAAUAAGAAGUGGUUUAUUAUAUGAAUUAUUAAGUAUACCCUUUAAUUAGAAAAGUCCAGAGUAAAAACAUAAAAUUUAUAUAUAAUACUUAUAUAAAUUUUAAUAUAUAAUAAAAAUAUCCUGUAAUAUAUAUAAGAAGUGUAGUGCUUUACCUUUGAUCUAAAAAGUACCUGCAUUUAUUAUAUACAUCACAUGUAUACCAUAUAUAUAAUAAUUAAACGAUAAUAGUUUUUAUUGCUGUUAAAAGAUGGACAUAUAUAUUUACAGGCUUAAUUAAAAGUUAAAAAAUAAGUAAAAAUAUAAUAACUUUAAUCGAUUAUAAAAUAUAACAAUAAGAUAUACGAAAGUAAAGAAUUUAAAAAAAUCACGUUCAUUACAGAAACAUAGUAAACAGAAAAAAAAUGUUUGAUAUAUACUGUUCUAUAUUUUCAUCUAUAUUUUCGGCAGUGCAUUUUGUAUCAAAUAAAAGUGUUCUGCACUUCAUAUAUGCAUAAAGUGAACACGAAGUGGGAAACGUAAAGAAAAGAAAAGAUGCUUUUUACUAUCACAAGUUUAGGCGUACAAAUUGUUCAUUCUAGUUCUACGAAUGUUUAAACACUUGAGGAAGUGCAAUAUAUGAAUAUUAAUUAAGAAGCACAUACCACAAGACUUUUUUCCUAUUUUCGUACGAAUGCAACAAACAGAAAAUUUAUUAAUAAAAUUACAUCAAUAUAAUCAUCGUCUUCAGACACGUAAAACUGAAAAUUAUAAUAUAUAGAAUAAUGCAAAUAGAAAAAGAGAAAUUUACCUUAUAAUCUUCAAGACAUAGUGGAUGGAAGUUUUUCCCUUCAUAACUAAUUGCUGGCCUUAAAUGCCAUUCUUCCUUUUCCUCAUUGUAAAAUUGUUCAAAAGCAUCAUGACACACUUGACAUCUCGAAUCUUCAUCAGAGCCAGUAGGAACACUUGGUUGUUGUGUUUCUUGUGGCGUAUCCUCAGUGGCAAUACCUUCUAUUUCAGCUGUUUGUUUUUCUGUUUCAAACCAACUUUGAGCUAAAAGUGAGAUAAAAAUUAAUUGAUUAAAUUAAUGCCAAGGCCGCGUGUCAAUUAAAU